AUGAUCUGUAUUAAGUUCAACUCUUGGUUCACCUUGACCACCUGCUGGAUCAUCCUUCCCAAUGUGGUCAUCAACUGUCUGUUUGAGGUCACUGUCAAGCCGUGUUCUUAUGUGACUGUAAGCUUCCUCAAACGUCUGCAUGAUACCGUCUUUACCAAUCUUUAUACUUCCAUUAUCCAUCGUGAAUUCCUUAACAGCUGCGCCAAUCGCCGUCUGGGUCGCAUUCCUGAUCUGCGCUUCGGCGGUGGAGUUGAAGGUGCCAACGGCGGCGGGAAGCUUUUCGACUGCAUCGGCAAGUUCAGUUAUUACUUUACUUUUAAAGUAACUCUGAAUUGUGUUGUUAACCAUAGUCCUCACCGCCUCCAACUUACUGUCCACGGCUUGGGCGGGGCUUACAUUUGGGUCGGUGCCGGGUUUGGUAGUCGCCGUGGUAAGCUGUUUGUCGAGUGCGUUGGCUACUUUGAGGGCGUCAUCUAG
This is a messenger RNA of Babesia ovata, 477 nucleotides long. RefSeq lists its product as uncharacterized. The transcript has a single exon. The coding region runs from base 1 to 477 and encodes 158 amino acids. The record is from RefSeq and is a predicted model, not a curated record. NCBI's taxonomy places the organism in Eukaryota, Apicomplexa, Aconoidasida, Piroplasmida, Babesiidae.